This is a messenger RNA of Calliphora vicina (urban bluebottle blowfly), 562 nucleotides long. Its product is annotated as glycine-rich protein 3-like. The coding region runs from base 95 to 424 and encodes 109 amino acids. The record is from RefSeq and is a predicted model, not a curated record. The transcript has a single exon. Lineage: Eukaryota; Metazoa; Arthropoda; Insecta; Diptera; Calliphoridae.
CAGAAUCAAAAUAGAUUUCUUGUGAAUAGUUCACACAAAGUUUACAAAUUAUUUAUUUAUUUAUUAUUCGCAAAACAAAUCGAAAGUUUACAAAAUGCGUGUCCUAGUGUGUUGUGUUUUGUUGGCAGUUGUCGCCAUUGCUGCUGCUCUACCUGCCAAUUUGGAGGAUAAGGAAGUGCCACAAUCUCUAUACGAUGUAGAUGUACAAGGUCAUGAAAAUGUUGGUGAUCGUGAAGCUCGUCAAUUUGGUUAUGGAGGCUAUCAUGGCGGUUAUGGUGGAUAUCGCGGCGGUUAUGGCGGUUUCGGUGGUGGUGGCUACCGUGGUGGUUAUGGCGGUGGUUAUGGAGGCUACCGUGGCGGUUAUGGAGGCUACCAUGGCGGUUAUGGUGGCUACCGUGGCGGUUAUGGAGGUUUCCAUGGUUAAAAGCUUAUUAUCUCGCCUUAACCAAAAAAAAAAAUGCUCAAUAUUUGUAUGACUGUAUUAAUUGUGAUCUUUGAAUGAAAAAAAAAAAACAUAAAUAUAAUUUGCCUUUUUUGAAGGACAAACUUAAAAAAAACAAAA